Messenger RNA from Alternaria rosae, 1835 nucleotides. RefSeq lists its product as uncharacterized. The record is from RefSeq and is a predicted model, not a curated record. Bases 321 to 1670 code for a protein of 449 amino acids. The transcript has a single exon. NCBI's taxonomy places the organism in Eukaryota, Fungi, Ascomycota, Dothideomycetes, Pleosporales, Pleosporaceae.
CGUCUUCCUGUCGCAUAAACAAAAGACCUCGAGGAGAUUGACGCACCACGCGCGCGUGCACCACGAACGGAAGAGUGAAUUCCCCAACGAACGACGCGACCAAACCGAGGAGAUGCAGGUCCACGCAGUACCCGAUUCCGAGCGCGCGUUUGAUUCGACAGGGAGGAGGCUGCCCUGGGCGCUUGAGUUCGCAGAGUAAGUCAUGUUUCACUGCCAUUACCGGAUGGAGCUUUCUACACAGAACAUCCUAGUCAUGCGACAAACAAGACUGGAGAGUGGCCUCUUUACGCCUUUCCUCUUCUUUAUGCAACCCCAACGCCAUGGAACACUUCAACUGGGAUUCGCCCAUACAUUCGCACAUACAGCUAACUUUGAUCCCCGACAGUCCCGAUCAAAAUCAACGGCGCGUCCCAGAAGAGAAAGGCCCCUUUGGCAAAGCACGGAAACGCGGCACCUCACGAGCGAAGACACCCUUGGGCGCCAGCAACGCAGCUGACGAAGCGAGACUCUACAACCAGCGCACAGAAGAUGACAUCUUCAGUCGUUUCAAGGCAGAUGAGGAUAAGAGGCGCUCGGUAUCCGCGCGGCCAGCUGGUGGACUACCACCAUCGGCAUCGGCACCGAAUCUCAUAGACGCAAGCAACGGACUGAACAACUCGUUCGCAGCAGGCGCAUCAACGAACGCCACUUUCGCACAAGAACCCAAGGAAGUUAUACUAUACGGCUUUGGCUCCGAGCAGCAAUGGGCUGCGAUAGCACACUACGAGAAGGUUUCCAACGGGAUGAUCUACGAAGAAUACGACCGCGAGCCACCCAACCCCAGGCUCGGCUAUAGUCUAGCAGCGCAACGCUCGACGUACUACCCAAACUUGGAACCGAAAUACAUGGCCAGGAUCAAGACAUAUCUUGGGGGUGACCACUGGGUUAAGGUGACUUUUGAUAGUGCAGAAGCCGCGGAGCGCGCAUGUCACUACAGCCCGAAGAACAUCCAAGGCUACACAGUUUACGCAGAGAUGUACAGAGGGACAGGACCACAAGGUGGUGACCGGCCGUUACGCGCAGAAGGAGGGGGAAUGUCACAAAUCGCUUCACCCAACACCGUAUCUUCAGGCACCCUAGGACCACGCGGCGCGUCUCAGUCUUCCGCAACCGCCUCAUCUGCCACAGCGACGGCCUCUCAGCCUGCAGCAUUACAAGGACUCGUAUCGCAAUCAAACGCAGAACCAGCCUGGCUGAGGAGUACGAGCGGUGCUUUCCCAAGCCACCUCGAUGAUAUGCCUGUCGAACCUAUGUCUCAACCACGCGAAAUGCACCAAGCUCUCGACCCGAAUACCGUUCCCGCGCACGCAACCACCACAGCAUUGAACCCCCGCUCUCAACGCGCAACCCUCCGGCUCAAGGGCGCAAACGUAAAGCCCGUCGUCUUCCUCCCGCAAGAAAAGGCGUUCCUCCCCGCAAAACCCCGCUGGCAGCAAACAUUCGGCUCGCUGCCUGUCAUUGGCUGGGUAAUUGGCUCAGGACAUGGUAUCAUUGGCGACCAUGUACCGAGAAAAGAGGACGGAACUUUUGAUGCGAACAAUGCAAGUCUCUACUGGCGAGUGUGGUACAUGGUGGACAACUGCUUCGGCAGUGACUUUUGUGGGGUCAGGGAUGCGGAGUAUGAUGAGUAGGGAUAUUUUCAGGCGGGGACAUUUUGUGCAAAACCAAAGGGUGUUUGAUAAGCAUUGGGCGGCGUUUUCGAAAUGACAAUAUAGCGAUGUGACUUGUAGUGCUUGGAGGAAUUUGGUAUCAGAUGCAUAUGUAAUGAAAUGCGAGUAGCAUCCUCAGCGGAAUGU